Homo sapiens (human) is the source of this 6348-nucleotide messenger RNA. RefSeq names its product tetraspanin 3 (gene TSPAN3). Lineage: Eukaryota; Metazoa; Chordata; Mammalia; Primates; Hominidae. Gene Ontology annotation, cellular component: membrane. The coding region runs from base 156 to 917 and encodes 253 amino acids. The record is from RefSeq and is marked reviewed. The transcript has 7 exons.
ACUUGCUGGGGUCGGGGCUGCGCGACGGCGCAGGGGCUGCGGGGAGCGCCGCGCAGGCCGUGCAGUUCCUAGCGAGGAGGCGCCGCCGCCAUUGCCGCUCUCUCGGUGAGCGCAGCCCCGCUCUCCGGGCCGGGCCUUCGCGGGCCACCGGCGCCAUGGGCCAGUGCGGCAUCACCUCCUCCAAGACCGUGCUGGUCUUUCUCAACCUCAUCUUCUGGGGGGCAGCUGGCAUUUUAUGCUAUGUGGGAGCCUAUGUCUUCAUCACUUAUGAUGACUAUGACCACUUCUUUGAAGAUGUGUACACGCUCAUCCCUGCUGUAGUGAUCAUAGCUGUAGGAGCCCUGCUUUUCAUCAUUGGGCUAAUUGGCUGCUGUGCCACAAUCCGGGAAAGUCGCUGUGGACUUGCCACGUUUGUCAUCAUCCUGCUCUUGGUUUUUGUCACAGAAGUUGUUGUAGUGGUUUUGGGAUAUGUUUACAGAGCAAAGGUGGAAAAUGAGGUUGAUCGCAGCAUUCAGAAAGUGUAUAAGACCUACAAUGGAACCAACCCUGAUGCUGCUAGCCGGGCUAUUGAUUAUGUACAGAGACAGCUGCAUUGUUGUGGAAUUCACAACUACUCAGACUGGGAAAAUACAGAUUGGUUCAAAGAAACCAAAAACCAGAGUGUCCCUCUUAGCUGCUGCAGAGAGACUGCCAGCAAUUGUAAUGGCAGCCUGGCCCACCCUUCCGACCUCUAUGCUGAGGGGUGUGAGGCUCUAGUAGUGAAGAAGCUACAAGAAAUCAUGAUGCAUGUGAUCUGGGCCGCACUGGCAUUUGCAGCUAUUCAGCUGCUGGGCAUGCUGUGUGCUUGCAUCGUGUUGUGCAGAAGGAGUAGAGAUCCUGCUUACGAGCUCCUCAUCACUGGCGGAACCUAUGCAUAGUUGACAACUCAAGCCUGAGCUUUUUGGUCUUGUUCUGAUUUGGAAGGUGAAUUGAGCAGGUCUGCUGCUGUUGGCCUCUGGAGUUCAUUUAGUUAAAGCACAUGUACACUGGUGUUGGACAGAGCAGCUUGGCUUUUCAUGUGCCCACCUACUUACCUACUACCUGCGACUUUCUUUUUCCUUGUUCUAGCUGACUCUUCAUGCCCCUAAGAUUUUAAGUACGAUGGUGAACGUUCUAAUUUCAGAACCAAUUGCGAGUCAUGUAGUGUGGUAGAAUUAAAGGAGGACACGAGCCUGCUUCUGUUACCUCCAAGUGGUAACAGGACUGAUGCCGAAAUGUCACCAGGUCCUUUCAGUCUUCACAGUGGAGAACUCUUGGCCAAAGGUUUUUGCGGGGAGGAGGAGGAAACCAGCUUUCUGGUUAAGGUUAACACCAGAUGGUGCCCCUCAUUGGUGUCCUUUUAAAAAAUAUUUACUGUAGUCCAAUAAGAUAGCAGCUGUACAAAAUGACUAAAAUAGAUUGUAGGAUCAUAUGGCGUAUAUCUUGGUUCAUCUUCAAAAUCAGAGACUGAGCUUUGAAACUAGUGGUUUUUAAUCAAAGUUGGCUUUAUAGGAGGAGUAUAAUGUAUGCACUACUGUUUUAAAAGAAUUAGUGUGAGUGUGUUUUUGUAUGAAUGAGCCCAUUCAUGGUAAGUCUUAAGCUUGUUGGAAAUAAUGUACCCAUGUAGACUAGCAAAAUAGUAUGUAGAUGUGAUCUCAGUUGUAAAUAGAAAAAUCUAAUUCAAUAAACUCUGUAUCAGCCCCCAACAUAUUAUUUUUCAUUAUUUGGGGGAUAUUUCAGUUCCAGAGCAGCAGUAUCAUGUUUUCUUUGUUGGUGCUGUCUAUAGUUCAUCAUGGUUUACGUGUGUUUUCGUUAUAGCUGUUGCCAGAUUCUAAAGGGCUUGAUAUUCAAAAAACCACAGAUGCUUUCAGUCCAGUAUAUCCUAGAAAUAUAGAGCUCUACUUUGUGCAAUGCACUGGGGAUACAGUGGCGAUACUGUCCUUGUCUUCAAGGAGUUCGGAGUCCUAGUAUAGGAGACAUACAUAGGAGAAGAUAAUUUUCACACUGCAGUGGUUGUAGUAAUAGAAUGGGAGUCCAAAGGGGAGUUCCGGAGAGGUCAGGGGUGACUUCCUGGAGGAGAUGCCCAAGCUUGGAGGCUGGAUAGGCUUUGUUGAAAGAUGGUACACAAGAGUGUGAAACAAAAUUGUGUGUGCAGGGAGCUUAAAAUACAAGGCUGGGGAAAGAAGUUGGAGAAGCAGGAAAGCCCAGGCCCUCUAGUGUCUUACGGAACAUCCUGUGGAGGUGAGAGCUGACUUGUAGGUGGAAGCAGCUCUUUGGAGGUUUGAUUUGGAAGGUGAACUGAGAAGAAGGUGGUGAUGCAAGCCGGCCGUGCUGAAGCCAGGAUGAAUUGGUGUGACUGGGCUUCAGUUAGGCUGGCAUAGCAGUUGAGAGAGCUUAGCAGUGGGCAGCAGGGCACUGUUGGGGGCGGUGGUGAGCGGUGGAUUCUGGCUGUUUGGAGGCAGGACAGUGGUGGAAUUCGAUCAUUGAUUGGACGUGGGACAGAGAAGGGAGAAGAGAAGACUCAUCUAGGAUGAGUCCCAGGUUUCUGGCUCAGUCAACUGGGGAAACAAAGUCACAGAGCUAGGGAGUAGUUAGAGAACACAUCUGGGGGUGUGACUCAUGGUCAGUUUUGGGCUCGUCAGUUUUGAGAUGCCCAAAUAUCAUGCAGAUCUGUCCCACCUGAAAAUGGAGAAGACACGGGAAAGGAGAGGAGUAAAAACUAACUCCUUUUCACAAAGUGGAAGUUACCAGAAUGUGAUUUCAGAGGCCCCGGGGGAUUUAUCAUGUGACUACUGACCCAUCCCACCUCUUGCCCCUGCCUGUUGCACAGUGGGCAAGAAUGUUUGUGACCUUUCACUACCACCACCUCCCCCGAGCAUGGUCCCCCCAGUUUUCAAUAUGAACCAUCCUGUGGGUACCCUGUCACAGGCUGGCCCUGAGGUGAGCAAUAUUUGGACUGUGAUGUUGGUUGUUCUCCACUCUUUCUACAGGACAGAACAGGGCCUCUAGAGUGGGAAAUGGCUUUGGGAAAUAUGCCAAGCAGUAGCCUUGUUCUUCAACUUGCCCAAGAGGAUAAUUCUCCACACCCUUCCUGUACUCAGUCCUCAGUUUGCCUGGUGAGAGAGCAGCCUCCUCCCGUGUGCUCUGCCAGCUGGACCCAGACUGGCCAUAUUACCAGUGAGACCAAAAAGAUGGAGGUGGGGAGGUAGCUCUGAGGUCUGGGAAACCAUUCCAGCUCCUGCCAGUUUUAACUUGUGUUUAAUUCCUGGCACAGUUGUCCUGGAAAUGCCUUUUUCUCUUGCCUGGGAACCACUAGAAGGGGAUGUUGUCUGUGUUGGCCAGGGCCAUGCAAAUUCAACAUCUUGUUUCUGCCCUUCCCCCGUGUAGCUGAGGCUAGGUGUUGGCAUUACCCAGUGCUUGUUCUUCAGAGAGCAAAAGCACUGCUCGUCAUGUCUGAAAUUUAGUGAGUGAGCUCACCCACUAGGCUGGUGUUUCCUGCCCGUGGCUGCACAUUGGAAGCACCGGGGCACUUUGAGAACUACAGAUGCCUGGGUCCCAGAGCAUCUAAGGUGCUCUAGGGUGUGUCCAGGACACAGCCCUGGUUGAGGACCACUGCUAUAUUGUAUGGCCUCUUUUAAAAAAGUUAAUUUUACUUGGAAAUGAUUUCAAAGCUACAGAAAAGUUGCAAGAAUAAAAACUGUACAAAUGAGGCUCAAAUAUCCUUUGCCCAGAUACACCUAUUAACAUUUCGUCCCAUUCUAUCUGUCAUGUGUGUUCUCAAAUGUGUGUGCGUUCUCUCUCCCUUGCGCCAACCCCCUGUCUCUCCCUCUCCCUCCCUCCUGCUGCCUCCACACCUGUCAUGGCCUUUUACCCCUAAUACCUCAGUGGGUACUUACCAAGAAGAAGAUACUCUCUGACGACUGCAGUACAGUUGUCAAAUUCCGUCCAUCUAACACUGAUAGAAUACCUCACCACUCAUAUUCCCAUUGGCCGCAUCGUGUCCUCUAUAGCACCUUUCCCUCUGCGGUGCUGGAUCUGGUCUGGAUCAGGUAAUCAGUUGAGUUGUCAUGUCUCCUUGGUCUUCUUUAAUCUGGAUCAUUUCCAUAGCUUUGUCUGUGAUGAUAGGAACAGUUUGUAAGGAUACAGUUCGUUUUAGGUGGUGCUGCUUAUCUGUGUUUGUCUGCGAUUUCCUCGUGAUUAGAUUUGGUUUUGCAUUCCAGGUGGCUGAACCACUACCUGCGUCACGCGGCCUCUCAGGGCAUCGCAUCUCGAGGCACACAAUGCCCAUCUGCCCCACAGUGGGGAUGUUCGUUUUGAUCAUCUAGUCCAAGGAGGAGGAAAUGUGAACAGGAAGGUUUUAAUAUAAGUAAUUGUUAACUGUGUAGAAGGUAGUUAACUACUAAAAGGGAUAAAAAAGAGCUCUAAAGCAGCUUAGCAGAGAACAGCCAUCACCCCUAGGGCUAAGGGAAGAGAAAACAGAGAAGGAACGUGGAAACUCAGAGGAGGUUCCCCAAGGUGGAGAGACCUCCGAGGGGUGGCUGUGGUUGCCUGGGAUAUGCUGCCUGUCCCAUGCUGGAGAAUCAACUUACUGGAGGUGCCCCCCCGCCAAGCCACAGGAGCAGAGAGCUGUCACGGUGGGGAAUGCUGCUGGGACCCGUGCAGGACGAAAGGAGACAGAAGAAAAAGGCCAUCUUCCUCCUCUAGCCUUGUUAGCCCCUUCAGAGCCCACUGUGGGUCAGGCUGGCAAAGGGUAAAGGAGUUUUCAGAGCCCCCUCUUCAGUGUGACAAGGAAGGGCAAGGUCAGGGAAAUUUGGAGUUAAGAGGCAAUAAAUGAGUACCUGGCACACCUAGUCGAGGUGUGUCCACUUUCUCCAUAGCAUGGUUACUGUUUUUUUCUUUUCAACUAAUAAGAAAUCUCUGGAGACACACUGUCUCCAUGUACAUACCCUGUUCCUCAUGAGACUCUUCCCCAUUCCCCGACCAGGUUCAGCAAAUGUUGCUGAUUCUGGCCUGAUUCAAUCUUUAUGAUGACUGCCAAGCGACGUUUCUGCAGCCCAGCACUCCUUCCUCAUUUGCCAGUCAUCCCUCCCUUCUCCUUCAUUUAUUUUCAUAUAUCCACUAUGGAUUCCCAUUUUUUCAAAAGUCGACUUCAUCAUUGACCUUUGGGGAUGGGGGAAGAGUUCCUCAGAUAGUUCCCGACUUGGCCAGCGAGAGCCCCUUCGAGUGCCUCCUAUAUCCCAGCAUUUUUGGAAGCACUCCCCUAAUUUCUGAUCUAACAAGAUGUUCCAGGCCCCUGGGCACCAGCCAUGGAUCAGUGUUUGUCCCAGGAGCCCUGGUCCCUGGCACUAGGUGUGCUUAUUGCAGCUGGGGUGUCUUUGCUUCUUGUCCUAUAGAUGAUUGACAGAGCUUGUCUUACUGCCUUUUUUAAGUGUAUUUUUUUAAACAAAAGUAAUUGGUGCUUUAAAAAAUGUGAACAAUACAGACAUCUGUAAAGAAGUACCCACAGGGAAGCAAGUUCAGCAGUUCAGCAAUGGCAUGUGUCUUUGCAGACUACAUACACAGAAACAGACUUGGUAUUGGGUUUUGGUUUUUGCUUUUUGCUAAUAGGAAUUUUAUCCUACAAGAUCCUCUUUCUGUCUUCACAACAUAGUCUGAUGCUCCUUCCAUGUCUAACUGUAGGAUUUGUCAUUCCAUUGUGUUAGCUGUGUGGGUACAUUAGUACCAUGAUUAACCAAGGUGUAUAAAGGGCAGGCCUGCAGGCUGCCUCCAGUGCCUCCACUACUCGCCACAGUGAUCAUCUCUAUACACACACUGCAGUCAUUUACAAUUUUUAAAAUGAAAACAAUUUUUAUUGAGAUGCAAUUCACAUGGCAUAAAAUUAACGAUUUUAAAGUAAAGAAGUUGCCUUGAGUACAUUCACCAUGCUAUAGAACCACUGCCUGUAUCUAGUUUCAAAGCACUUUCAUCACCCUGUGUCAUGUAUUUUUACAUGAACUCCAAGGGUGGAUUCUUGUUAGUUGGAUUUACUCUGGAUGGAAAAGUCAUGUUUGGCUGGGUGCAGUGGCUCAUGCCUGUAAUCAUAGCACUUUGGGAGGUCGAGACAGGUGGGUCACUUGAGAUCAGGAGUUCAAAACCAGCCUGGCCAACAUGGUGAAACCCAUCUCUAUUAAAAAUACAAAAAAUUAGCAGGGCCUGGUGGCAUGCACCUGUAAUCCCAGCUACUUGGGAGGCUGAGGCAGGAGAAUCGCUUGAACCGGGAGGCAGAGGUUGCAGUGAGCCGAGAUUAUGCCACUGCACUCCAGCCUGGGUGACAGAGCAAGACUCUGUCUC